AUGGAUUUUCAGCGGUGGAAUCCGACGGCGGAGGAUGAAUCGCCGGUGCCGAUCGCGGAGCGGCGAAUCCAAAUGCUGUAUUUGCACCUCUCCCCCACCGUGUCGCGUCCGCUACGGCCGCUGGAGAUGGCGGAAUGCUCGGCGAGGACGAGGAAGCUCGAGGUCAACGGCGAGGCGUUGUCGCUGUACAUGAGGGGGAAACACAGAGAUAUACAGGAGAAAGUGUUCGAAUUCUUCAAUUCGCGACCGGAUUUGCAGACGCCGAUCGAGAUCUCGAAAGACGAACAUCGCGAACUCUGUAUGAAGCAGCUUUUAGGGCUUGUGCGAGACGCUGGAAUUCGGCCGUUUAGGUACGUGGCCGAUGAUCCGUCUAAGUAUUUCGCUAUCAUGGAGGCUGUUGGAAGUGUGGACAUGUCGCUUGGGAUCAAGAUGGGCGUACAGUUCAGUCUAUGGGGGGGAUCUGUGAUCAACUUGGGAACAAAGAAGCACAAAGACAAGUACUUUGAUGGUAUUGACAACCUCGACUACCCUGGUUGCUUUGCCAUGACUGAACUCCACCAUGGUUCGAAUGUUCAAGGCCUGCAAACCACGGCAACAUUUGAUCCCAUUAAAGACGAAUUCAUAAUCGAUACUCCCAAUGAUGGAGCCAUCAAAUGGUGGAUUGGCAAUGCUGCAGUUCAUGGAAAGUUUGCCACUGUUUUUGCCAAGCUCAUCCUACCAACUCAUGAUUCCAAAGGAACAUCCGAUAUGGGUGUUCAUGCCUUCAUUGUACCGAUAAGAGAUAUGAGGACCCACCAAACUCUCCCAGGCGUUGAAAUUCAUGAUUGCGGCCAUAAAAUCGGCCUGAAUGGAGUGGAUAAUGGCGCAUUGAGAUUCUGUUCUGUGAGGGUACCCCGGGAUAAUCUUCUCAACCGAUUUGGAGAUGUGUCCAGAGAUGGGAGAUAUACAAGUAGCCUUCCAACUAUCAACAAAAGGUUCGGGGCUACAUUAGGUGAACUUGUAGGUGGCCGUGUUGGCUUGGCUUAUGCAUCUGUUGGUGUCCUUAAGAUUGCUGCCACUAUCGCCAUCCGAUAUUCGCUGCUUAGGCAGCAAUUCGGUCCCCCGAGGGAACCAGAGGUCAGCAUUCUUGAUUAUCAAUCUCAACAACACAAGCUCAUGCCAAUGCUGGCCUCGACCUAUGCAUACCAUUUCGCCACUUUGUACCUCGUGGAGAAAUAUUCAGAAAUGAAGAAGACACACGACGAGCAACUAGUUGCUGAUGUCCAUGCUCUCUCGGCUGGACUGAAAUCAUAUGUGACGUCUUACACGGCGAAGUCGCUGUCUGUAUGCAGAGAGGCAUGCGGAGGACAUGGGUAUGCAGCUGUGAACCGAUUUGGUGGGUUGAGAAACGAUCACGACAUUUUCCAGACGUUUGAAGGAGACAACACCGUGCUUCUGCAGCAGGUGGCAGCCGAUCUACUGAAGAGAUACAAGGAGAAGUUCCAAGGGGGGACGCUGACAGUUACAUGGAACUACUUGAGAGAAUCGAUGAACACGUACUUGUCUCAGCCAAACCCCGUGACCGCACGUUGGGAAGGCGAAGACCAUUUAAGAGAUCCUAAAUUCCAACUGGAUGCUUUCAGGUACCGAACAUCGAGACUGUUACAAAGCGUAGCUGUGAGACUGAGGAAGCACACAAAGGCAUUAGGUGGAUUCGGUGCAUGGAACAGAUGCCUUAACCAUCUCCUUACCCUUGCAGAAUCUCAUAUCGAAUCUGUCAUCCUCGCAAAAUUCAUCGAUGCUGUUCAAAACUGCCCCGACCAGAAGGCGAGAGCAGCUUUGAAACUUUGUUGCGAUCUAUACGCACUGGACCGUAUCUGGAAGGACAUAGGGACAUACCGUAACGUGGAUUACGUGGCACCGAACAAAGCCAAGGCGAUUCACAAGCAGACGGAGUAUCUGAGUUACCAAGUUCGGAGCGUAGCGAAGGAACUGGUGGACGCCUUCGACCUUCCGGACCACGUGACCAGAGCCCCCAUCGCCAUGCAAUCCCACGCCUAUUCUCAGUACACUCAGCACGUCGGCUUCUGAUAUAACGCCGUUCUCUCUCUUGCAGUUCGCAUUUAAAUAAAUAACAUAAUAUAUGCACCGAAACCCCUCUUUCUUUCUCUUUUUUAUUUUAUUUUAUAUUUGUUUUUGUUUUUGUUUUUGUGAAACUGCAUUUAUUCGUUCACCGGUCCAAGAAAUGGCCCUUCUACAUUUCUAAUAAAAUCGGGUUUGAAUU
Molecule: messenger RNA, 2263 nt
Organism: Tarenaya hassleriana
Lineage: Eukaryota; Viridiplantae; Streptophyta; Magnoliopsida; Brassicales; Cleomaceae
Product: acyl-coenzyme A oxidase 2, peroxisomal
Exons: 7
Coding region: 1-2070 (689 amino acids)
Biological process (GO): fatty acid beta-oxidation using acyl-CoA oxidase; lipid homeostasis
Cellular component (GO): peroxisome
Molecular function (GO): fatty acid binding; acyl-CoA oxidase activity; FAD binding
Source: RefSeq, a predicted model, not a curated record